Messenger RNA from Amborella trichopoda, 3001 nucleotides. Lineage: Eukaryota; Viridiplantae; Streptophyta; Magnoliopsida; Amborellales; Amborellaceae. The record is from RefSeq and is a predicted model, not a curated record.
UGUCUAUGCGGAGAUGCUCCAUCCUCUGUCUCCCCCAAUAUCUACGCCUACAAUAUCCUCAUCUCUGGUCUCUGCUCUACUGGGAAUCUUCAUGGAGCCUUUGCCCUGUUCCAGGAUAUGGAGGCUAGAGGCUGUUCCCCUAAUCUUGUCACCUAUAACACCCUCAUCGAUGCCUACGCCAAGUCUGGUCGAGCCCAUGAGGCCCUGCGCUUGCUGGAAUCCAUCCCCCUCAGGCCCAAUUUGGUGAUCUUCAAUUCGGUUGUCAAUGCAUUUUGCAGGGAACGGAGAUUGAAGGAAGCGGAAACGGUGUUCGAUAAGGUGAGGUUGGCUGGUUUGGUCCCUGAUAGUAUAACUUACAACACGCUGGUGCAUGGGUGGUGUUUGGAAGGAAAUGUACACCGUGCCCUUGCCCUGCACUCCAAGAUGGCGGCGAGAGAUGGGUUGGUGCCCAAUGUGGUUACAUACACCUCUCUCAUUGCCGCAGUCUGUAAAAGCGGGAAUCUUCGUAAGGCUGUGGAGCUCUUCGAUAAGAUGAGAGAGAGGAGGCUUAGGCCUAAUGGGGUGACCUACACAGCACUUAUUGAUGGCUUUUGCAAGCAGGGGAAUAUUGAAGAAGCCUACUCUCUCUUACUUGAAAUGACAAAUAGUGGGUUCUCACCUUGUGUUAUCACCUACAAUGUGCUCAUCAAUGGCUGGUGCAGAGAGGGGAGAAUGGCUGGAUCCAUAUGCCCAAAAGGUAUCACCCCUGAUAUCGUAACAUGCUGCACAAUAAUCACUGGUUAUUGUAAACUUGGGGAUUUGGACACAGCUUUCUCUCUCUUCCAUGAGUCAAUGGACAAGGGCAUGCCACCUGAUGCCGUGACCUAUUCAUCCCUUAUUCAAGGGCUCUGCGAGGAAAGGAGGCUGAGUGAGGCCCACCAUUUGUUUGAGCAAAUGGUUAAUAAUCGCAUGGGCAUAGCAGGUGGCCUGCAUCCCGAUAGCUUCACGUACACGAUACUUAUUGAUGCGUAUUGCAGGGAAGGAGAAGUGGGUCGCGCUCUCAACCUCCAUGACGAGAUGGUUAACAGGGGCAUUCUCGCUGAUGUGGUGACCUACAGUGUGCUCAUCAACGGGCUUGUGAAGAAAGCUAGGACAAAAGUGGCCAAGCAACUCUUGUUCAGAAUGUUUCAUGAUGGCUCAAUACCACCUGAAAUCACCUAUGAUCAAUUAAUUGGUCGAUGGAGUGAUGGGGAUAGUGGGGUUGCACUCAUGAAAGGGUUCUGUAUGAAAGGGUUGAUGAGUGAGGCUGAUAGGGUGUAUAGGUCGAUGGUAGAGAAGCAUUGGAAGCCCACUGAAGCUGCCUAUAAUGCGAUGAUACGUGGGCAUAGUAGGGGAGGGAGUAUUUGGAAGGCUCUUGAACUUUACAGGGAAAUGCGGGGUUCAGGCUAUAUCCCAAACAUUAUUAGUGUGAUAGCUUUGAUUAAGGGGCUCUCAUAUGAGGGCCGAAGCUAGGAAGUGAGUGAAUUGGUCCAUGAGGUUCUGAGAGAUUGUUUGGUUCCUGAAGCUGAAUCUUCCAAAGUUGUUAUGGAGAUAAACCACAAUGAGGGAAAUGUUCAGUGAUUGAUGCCCUUGCUGAGAUGGCCAAGGUUUCUUCCCACUAGUGGAGAAACUGGGUUGUCCAGAAGAUGAUGGUACCAAUUUCUUCUUGUGCUUUCUAUUGGGCUUUGUAAGUGGAGAACUGUCCACUUGUGGUACUACCGUUCCUGACCAGGCACUUGUACUAAACUUUGAAGUUUGAAGUUCUAGUAUGAAGCAGAAAAAUUCAUGGUAUAAGAGGUGGGAAAGUUGUCAGUUGGGCUUUGAAUUUGAUUACAAGUUAAUAUACACUUUUCUAGCUAGUAUUAAAUUGUAUCUACUAAUUCCCCGAGCCUAAAUGUUGCAUUUUCAAGCAGGCUACAGUUGGCCUGGUUUCACGUUUGUAUUAUGUUAACAUCCAGAUGUUUUUUUUUCCUGUAUAUGAAUUUUGAUUUGAUGGGCUGAGAGUUCCUGCAGGAGAUUAAGCAAAUUAAAGGUGAUUGAUUUUCAAGAGAAGACGGACAGAUAAGAAGAUCGUUGCUAGGAUAGAGAUAGACACGUCUCUCCCUCUUCUCGGCACCCAAAAAUGGAAGAUAUGGAUAUCCUCCUUUAACAUACCCAUGGCUCCUGGGAAGACUCGUUCAAUUGUGUGCAGUGCUCGCAAUUUCUUCGGCUUCCCAAUGCCUGGGCCAUCUUGGUGGCAGCUGGUUCGUAGAUGGCAUGAGCAAUGGACCUCAAACAAAGUUUACGAUGGUGACAUGAUUGUCCUUCAAGGUCAGGAGCAGACAUUCCUCUCCAAAUCAUUGGGAGUCUUCUGCUGAUGUUAAUCAGCAAUACACAAAGAUCACCUUCACACCCACAAGAGCAGAUCGUUUUGUUUUGGCAUUUCGUAAUUGGUUGAGGCGUUAUGGUAACAGCCAACCUGACUGGUUCAGUUCAGCUACCCUACAACCUCUCCCAUCCAUAACCCUAUCCAAGCGUAAGAUGUUGGAUAGAUAUGAACAGCAUACGCCGAAGUGCUCUUCAUCCAAGGGAGCCUACAAUGAUUUCCAAACCCUGUAGAAAGUGUUGGUGGGUGCAACUGUGAUAUUUGGUGCAACUGCCGGUGACCCAUCUGAAACGGGCCUGAGGAUCGUCCUCGCCACGCUUUCUAUUUUGAGCACUGCUGCUACGUAACUCUUAAACCAGCUCGAGAAGAAUUUUGUAUUCGUUGAUUAUGUGCAUUCUGAAAUAGAUUAAUGUUGUCAGUAAAGAAAUUGCCUCAGGGAGUGAGAGGGCAGUUGAUCUAUUCUACAGAGUAGUUGAAAUUUUUGGAAUGAAAUUCUGUGUAAUGUACAGCGUGUAAUUUAGAAAAUAGGAACUCAAAUUAUGUACAUAUUUCUUUUAUAUGCUGUGAAGUAUCAUAGUAAUAAGAACGAACUGUCUUGGCUCUAGUCAAAAAGAUAAA